AUGCAUCUUCCUCCUGGUUUACCCUCCACUAAAUCGGGACAAGUUUGCAGGCUAAAUCGUUCCUUGUACGGGCUCAAACAGGCCAGCCGUCAGUGGUAUGCCCGCCUCUCAACGUUUCUUUUGACUCAUGGAUAUACACACUCUUUUGCAGAUCAUUCUUUGUUUUUGAAGUUUACAGAUUCUACUAGUACAGCUCUCCUAGUUUAUGUUGAUGACAUCGUUCUUGCUGGGAACAACCUCAUUGAAAUACAACGCAUCACUACUCUUCUUGAUCAAGCUUUUAGAAUCAAAGAUCUUGGAGAUUUAACCUAUUUUCUUGGUCUUGAGGUUGCUAGAAACAACACUGGUAUUCAUCUGAGUCAACGUAAAUAUACACUUGAUAUUCUUUCUCACACUGGCAUGUUAGCUUGUUGCCCAUCAUCCACCCCAAUGGAUUAUAAAACUGGUUUAUCUGCUGAUACUGGUACCCCUUUGACUGAUCCCUCUUCUUAUCGAAGGUUAAUUGGGCGCUUGAUUUAUCUCACCAACACUCGGCAUGAUAUUGCUCACGCUGUCCACCAUCUUAGUCAAUUUGUUUCUCAGCCCACAUCUUCUCAUCAACAAGCUGUUUUUCGUAUACUUCGAUAUUUGAAACAAGCCCCUGGACAAGGCAUUUUUCUUGCUGCAGACAGCUCCCUUCAAUUGAAAGCCUUCAGUGAUUCUGACUGGGCGGGUUGCAUAGACACUCGACGUUCUGUCACAGGCUUUUCCGUUUAUAUUGGACACUCACUCAUUUCAUGGAGAUCAAAGAAACAACCCACUGUAUCACGCAGUUCAUCCGAAGCAGAAUAUCGAGCUCUUGCUUCCACCGCUUGUGAAAUUCAAUGGCUCACAUAUCUUUUAGAAGAUUUUCGCAUCUCCUUCACUCGACCUGCUCUCCUCUAUUGUGACAACCAAUCUGCUCUCCAAAUCGCAUCCAACCAGGUGUUUCAUGAACGAACGAAACACAUCGAAAUAGACUGUCAUCUCUUUCGAGAAAAAGUGACCAAUGGUUUACUCAAACUGCUGCCUGUGUCAUCCUCCUCUCAACUGGCUGACAUUUAUACCAAAGCUCUAUCUCUUUCUCAUUUUAAAGAGCUAUGUUCCAAGCUGGGAAUGUCCAAUAUCUACUCCCAGCUUGAGGGGGGCUCUUAA
Molecule: messenger RNA, 1173 nt
Organism: Cajanus cajan (pigeon pea)
Lineage: Eukaryota; Viridiplantae; Streptophyta; Magnoliopsida; Fabales; Fabaceae
Source: RefSeq, a predicted model, not a curated record